UGUGUGUACACACACGCGCAAGCUCCGUGGGCGACGCGCACACGUACGUGAUCCGUUUGCGUCUCUCUACGUGCGCGGUGAACGCGGGCUGACACCGAGUCGCAAUUGGAGUUGGUAAACUGGUCGGACCCGCGGUGAGGAAGGUCGAGAGUGCGUCGUCGGAGAGUUCGGCGGGACGGGUUUCACGCAGGAUCGUCGGGCAGCGGACCGGGCGACGCUUGUUCGGCAGCGCGAAUCGGUUCGCGACGGUGACCGUGAGAUAACUACGUAUCAGCGACGAUGUCCGUGAUUAUGGAUUGUUGUUGUCAGUAGCGGGCGCUACGCGUGUGAGACACUGUUUUCUCGGCGUACAUAACGCGUAUACGUAUUGGUCGCUCUCUGCCUGUCUCUCUUUCUCUCUCUCUCUCUCUUUCUCCCCCUUCGCGCGAGUAGGCGAACCGGAGCUUGGAGAAUUGACGUCUCUUGUCAAUUCGGAGCGCCUUGACUUGAAACUGCUCUCUCGGUGUGUGCGCGCGCGCGUGUGUGUGUGUGUGUGCGUGCGUCCGCCCGCCCGCUCGCUUCGUUUUUCGCACGGCCCUCGCCGGGGAGACGAUAGUUUUCCUCGAGCCUCAGUCUCGAAGGAGAGGCGAGCGCACCUUUGUUUAUCGGUGGUUCGUCACGUCGCGUCGCGUCGCGUCAUCGCGCGGUCUCUCGCUCUCGUUCGCUCCAGUGUGUCCUCUCCCUCUCUCUCGGCUUUAUCGAGCAGCGCACGUAGGACAAGUACCCGUUCGUGGCUCCUUGCGGGAGUGGAGGGCCUUGAUCUCGCCAAGCUUGCUCUGGAACUCGAUCACCUCCCCCCCCCCUCUCCAAAUCCUUAAUUAGCUAUCUGUAAUGUGCAAGUACAGUAAGGAAACCGGGAAGACCACUACGUCGACAAUUAAUCUCGUGCACUCGAAAAGGAAAGGAAUUUUCAUACCCAUAAGAGAGAUGCCCAGCGACCCGAUAAGUCCGCGAAGUCACAGAAGCUUCCUGACGUUUCGCUUCUACUGAACGGCCCGGCCGUCGACAGUCUGAGCAAACGUCUAUCUAGAUUCGCCUGGACAGCGAGCGGCGAGCACUCGUGAGGGUCACGAGAUGUCAACGUUGUAAGGUGUUGUCAAGCCCCUCGGCCAAAGGCAACACCGUAGACGCGACGCACUUUUCAGCUCUCCGAGGCAGAAGCCCGCGGUUUCCUCGCGUACAGUCACAAGGGAUCGCAGUUGUCAACAGGAUGAAGUUGCUGGAAAAUACGCAUUUGGAAGCUAUAAACAGUGCCUUGUCCAUCCAGACUGGAGAUAGCAAGAUAAUCGGCAGGAUCGAGAGCUACUCCUGCAAGAUGACGGCCAACGACAAGCAGAUGUACAAACGGUAUAACGCGGAGCAGGGUGGUACGCCGCACGACCUGCAAGCUUUGUCACCUCCGCAGACAUCCUUGGGAACGUCUCCGGCUCAGGGAUGUUUGAGUCGUAGCGUUUCCGGGGACGAAGAGGGCCCGCUGUGCGACACGAUCAGCAGGAAGACGUUGUUUUAUCUCAUCGCCACGUUGAAUUCAACCUUCAAUCCGGACUACGAUUUCUCGGACGCCAAGAGCCACGAGUUCAGCAAGGAGCCGAGUCUACAAUGGGUGAUGAAUGCGGUGGAUGGUAAUCUCAACGCCACCGCGGGAGAUCACUAUCGCUCGUUGCGUUCCGCCCUUUGGGCCGCCGUCGACACGGAGAUAUCGUUGCACGGGUGUGAUAUUUACAGUUACAAUCCGGACUUCGCGUCGGAUCCUUUUGGGGAGGACGGGUGUCUGUGGUCCUUCAAUUAUUUCUUCUACAACAAAAAGCUGAAGCGCAUCGUAUUUUUCACGUGCAGAGCGAUAAACCCUCUUUACGUGCCGGAUUCUGGGGUCGGCAGUGACUUCGCCAUGGACGAAGACGACGAAGACGGCUAUUAGAUGAUUCGCGUACACAUAGACACACAUACAUGAGUUCACAUUUACAAUUCUUAUAAUGACUUCGGUUCCUUGCACUAGUGCGCACUGAGUACAUACUACGACUUGUUUAUAAUUAAUUUCACUUCAAUUGUUAGAUUUCACUUCACCUUACGUAUAUGUUCAAACAACUUAGCCACAAAAUGAUCUUUACAGAUGCUGUGCAUAUCAUUUUACUAGCUAAGAAAUAUUUCAAGAGAUAUAAGGAUUGUCAACAAUAGAUGAAGUAAGCCUGGCUUAAGGAGUAAGAGUAGGAGUGAAGAAAGGAACCAUUUCCGUUUCUUACUUCUAUUUCAGCUCUGACGCUUAUUCUCGGCGAAUUAGAGCACAGUUCGACUAGUGCUACAAAUAAUUUAAAAAACGAUGCUUGCACUUUAGCUUUUAUACUGAAAGGUAAAGGCUAUGGUUUUCUUACUUCCAAUGUAGACGGUUUUUAAGACGAUCCGUUGUAUCCAACUAGUAGAUCGAAACAAAUGAUGGAGUAGACCUACUAGUUAUACUAUGAUCGGGACCGCAAAGAUCAAAGGGGCCGAUAGAGAGUGGGCCUACUAGUUAUGCUUUGAUAUAGGAAUUGAAUGUAAACAAGCUUUGGUGUGCACCCAGUGCAGGCGACCGAACUCGCUAUUAGCUUAAAACUUUGAAUCUUCGUACUACUCUGAUUUUCAUUACGAAUUCCGUCGGAACUUUCUGGAUAUCGUUCUCGAACUUCUGUGUUUCGUUAGUCAUCACUGGAUACGUCACUUGCGGCAAAAAUCUCUCUUAGAUGAUAAAGGACUAAAGCCUGAUCUGCAAUGUGCUCUUUGCGUCUAGAAACAUUUUACUUUGUAGACAAUAAAUAUGUUUAAAAAAUUCGUGCAAGUUGACAAAUUGUACAUUAUACAUUUGCACAAACGUACGUUGCCGGCAAACAUCGUAAUGACUCGCUUAUAUAAAAUAAAAUGUUCUUAUCGUAAUGACUCGCUUAUAUAAAAAAAAAGUCCAGACGCGAGGAGCACAUUGUAGAUAGAUCAGACUUUACUUUCGUAGUUUAUUAAGCGACAUUGAUAUACCCUUUAACGAAGUCUCUCGCGAGAAAUAAUAAUUUCUUUUUAAGACGUAGAUUAUAUAUAUAUAUAUAUAUAUAGAUCAUAUUAUCUCUAUGGAAAAAUCCUUACAAAUUUCUUAGAACCAAGUCCUAAGGAUUCUUCUCUGUCUUUGUGAUGUAAUUACGUUACUACUCUCGACAUAAUACUAAACGUAUAUUUUGAAGGCAAAUUGUACGUAAUAAAGUCCAAUAAUAACUCUGUUAUAUGCGA
Messenger RNA from Vollenhovia emeryi, 3288 nucleotides. RefSeq names its product repressor of RNA polymerase III transcription MAF1 homolog (gene Maf1). Gene Ontology annotation, cellular component: nucleus. Gene Ontology annotation, biological process: negative regulation of transcription by RNA polymerase III. Gene Ontology annotation, molecular function: RNA polymerase III core binding. Lineage: Eukaryota; Metazoa; Arthropoda; Insecta; Hymenoptera; Formicidae. Bases 1250 to 1957 code for a protein of 235 amino acids. The record is from RefSeq and is a predicted model, not a curated record. The transcript is spliced from 5 exons.